AUGGCCAACCUCUCCGUCCGCAAUCUGACGAUCCAUCCCCUCGAGCUCCUCACCAUCGAUCGCUUCGAGGGGGCCAAGGAACAGACUGGCGAUCUUCUGACCAACACCCUGGGCACCGUCAACUCCUUUCUUAACGCAACCGAGUUCAAGACCACGCGCACGGUUGCCAAGGGCGAGCCCCACAAGCAAGACAAGGUCAAUGUCACCAUUGACCCCUUCAAGACCAAGGAAACCAAUGAGCGCACCGCGGACCCCAAGAAGGAGGUGAUCCGGCUGGUGUUCAAGACGGUCGGCCACAAGUACGAGGUCGACGUGCCCAGCGCCGACACCAAGAGCACGGUCAUGAAGAAGCUGGACGGCGGCAAGCUCGAGCUCACAGCCGUCUACGUGCCCACCGGCGCCCUCCUCGCCGUCUUCUCCUCGGCCAAGCUCGACGCGUGGAUGAAGGAGCUCGACAAUGACUGGCCGCUGCAGACGCUCUCCAUCCCCGGCACGCACAACUCGCCAACUUGCUACAAGGCCCUGCCCUCCGUGCGCUGCCAGGCGGUCGGCGUGCCGGAGCAGCUGCGCAACGGCGUGCGCUUCCUGGACGUUCGUGUGUCCGCCGACCCCGAGGACCAGAACCUCGCCCUCGUCCACAGCGCCUUCCCCGUUUCCCUCACGGGGACCAAGUGGUUCGGCGACAUGUGCGACGACAUUUACGAUUUCUUGCAGAAGCACCCGAGUGAGACGGUCAUUAUGAGCGUGAAGCGCGAGGGCACCGGCAAAGGCACGGACCAGCAGAUGGGCAACCACUUGAAGAAGAACUAUGUCGACAAGAAGCGUGACUUUUGGUGGACGGAGCCAAAGGUACCCCGCCUUGGCGAGGCGCGCGGCCGCAUCAUUAUCAUGCGUCGCUUUGGGCUGAGCGAGGAACUCAAAAAGUGCUGGGAUGGCCGUGGCUUCGGCGUCGACGCCGCGGCCUGGCCGGAUAACUGCGAGGACGGCCACAUUGGCGGCGGCCACAUUCGCGUGCAGGACUUUUACGAAAUCUCGGAGACGCAGAACGUGCAGAAGAAGAUUGACUUUGCACGUGGUCAGCUGGAGCGUGCCGCGGAGCAGAACUUUUCCCUCGGGCACAAGGACAAGACCCCACCCUUCUUUGUCAACUUUCUCAGCGCCAGCAACUUCUUCAGCGCGAGCUGCUGGCCGGAGAGGAUCGCCGCCAAGGUCAAUCCGUCGGUUGUUGAGUACCUGUGCAUCAGGCACGGGGAGGAUGGCAAGGGGCCAAGGAAACUCAAGGUCGGCACGGCGGGCACUGGUAUCGUGGUCACUGACUGGGUCGGUGCGAACGGCGACUGGGACUUGAUUCGCUGCGUUGUUGGCAUGAACGCAAGACUACAGAUGAAACGAUAG
This is a messenger RNA of Emericellopsis cladophorae, 1395 nucleotides long. RefSeq lists its product as uncharacterized. Gene Ontology annotation, biological process: lipid metabolic process. Gene Ontology annotation, molecular function: phosphoric diester hydrolase activity. The record is from RefSeq and is a predicted model, not a curated record. The coding region runs from base 1 to 1395 and encodes 464 amino acids. NCBI's taxonomy places the organism in Eukaryota, Fungi, Ascomycota, Sordariomycetes, Hypocreales, Bionectriaceae. The transcript has a single exon.